Fusarium musae is the source of this 1620-nucleotide messenger RNA. RefSeq lists its product as uncharacterized. The transcript is spliced from 3 exons. The record is from RefSeq and is a predicted model, not a curated record. Lineage: Eukaryota; Fungi; Ascomycota; Sordariomycetes; Hypocreales; Nectriaceae. The coding region runs from base 1 to 1620 and encodes 539 amino acids.
AUGUUGGACGACGCGACAUACCUUUUUUCCGAUGUUGUCCAGUCAGACAUCCUAGAGAAAUUGAACACGUCGCUCUCAGGCAUUCCAUGGGCCAAGUUCAAUGGCCCGAUACUACGCAUUGAAGUGUUCAUACAAGAUGGAAUUGAUCGAGAUCUCGACAGCGGCACUUUGGAGACCAGCGAGCGGCUUCACCAUAUGUUCUCCACUGACAUCCCUAAGCAUCAAAUCCCAGUCCACCCAACCACUUCAUCACAAGCAUCCUCUCGCACUAAUAUGAAUUGCGAGUCAUGCUCUCAAACAGAGGAGCACCGCCAUCCUACAACGGCCUCGAAUAAUGGUGAACCCAAUCCCCCUUCGUCGGCUUCGAGGCCAUCGCGUAAGCGUCGUCAAGGCGGCCUGCGCCCUGUCAUGGCCACUGCUACGACCGACGAAAUGUUGAAGGUCCCGCGUCAAAUGCAGAUCCGCGCCGGGAACUUCCCCAAGAGGGCAAAAUUGAAACCCGACGGUGUUUUCCUCCCUAGAGAGUCAUCUCUGGGCAAAUUCAUCGUUGGCGUGUGGGAGCAGAUACACUCCGGUCUUGUCCUAGAGCCACAUAUUCUCACCGAGCAGCUUCAGCUCACCACUGCCUCUACAAGCCGUCCCUUGAAUGAAGUCGAGCUGUCACCUGAUCUGUCUAUGGCGUCUCCCUCAGAAGGCUCGUUCGAUAUGUUCACGCGAGGAAACAUGUUUUGCCAAAGAGUCACCCAGGCUUGCCGGACCUGUCGUUCCAUCGAAGUCAUGGUCCAAGCUCGCUGGAUCGAGCUUUUCGAUUCCUACGUCCUACAUCUUACUACUACAAGCCCAGGAAUGUCAUCCACCAAAGCCCGAGUGAAAGCGUUGGCUGAAGCUUGCGGCGACUUUGGGUGGAGUGAGAAAGAGCUACGGAAUAAAAUGGCGAUUUGGCGAGGCUACAAAGAGAUCAAAGAUGUGCUGGGCUGGGUAGCUCUGGCGUUCUCUGGAAUGGGCCUGUAUCGCCUUUGUAAAUACCGCAUUGACUUUGAUAAGGAUAAGUUCGGUCGAGCACGAGCGUUGAGAGGACGGAUGGAGGUCGCGGCGGAUACUCUGCACCGUAAUUGGCGUCAGCUCCUAGCCAUUGUUGGGGAACGUACGGAGCGGCGCUUUACUGGCCAUCCCCACGACUGGGUUGUCUACCAAGAUGGAUCUGACCCAAUUCCGCUCCGAUCAACUUAUCUGCAGUAUGAUUCGAACUUCAGCUUUGAACAUUUAGACGAAUGUGUUGUCGACACCACGUGGUGGGGAGCUGAUGAUCCUCGCUGGAUGCCACCGACCUCUCGUGCUUCAUCCUCCACUAACGGAAACAACUGCGUAUUAUGCGAUCAAGUCCAAUCAGACGACGCCGUACUCAACUCAUGCAAAUGCUUCCCCAGCCUCUUCGGCGGACCGAGACUGCCGCCCGCUGUACAAGUUUUCAGAACUUCCAACGGUCGUAACAACGGCCUCCAAGCCCUCGUACCUUUCGAAAGAGGCGUCGCCAUUGGAGAAUUCACAGGACUCGUGACAAAAGGCAUCAAAGACCAAGACGUCCUGGAUAGCAAGACGUUACCAGAUAUGGCAGGGUAG